AUGGCACCUUCAGUAUCCGAGCCGACGGUGAGGGACAUCAACACUGUCUCCAAAUUCCUAUCCUGCUCGGAAAUACCCUCAUUGCAAACGUGUCAACCUGUUGAUGUCCUUGUAUUUUGCGGCAACUCUGUCAUCCCCAUUGCCGACAAUUUCUUUUCAGCCCUGGAAGUCCGACCGGAUCUGGCGCAAACCGUAGUCAUCUGCGGCGGUAUUGGACAUUCGACCCAACUCCUGUACCAAGCAGUUCGACAGAACCAGAAGUAUGCAAGCCUGGCGGACAAGGUCGAUGGUCUCUCCGAGGCGGAUGUUCUUCACCUGAUGCUCGAGCAGUUCUACCCGAAAGUCGUCGAGCACAUCCAAUACGGAGCAUUCAAACUGCUCGUUGAACGCGAAUCAACGAACUGUGGUGCCAACGCAGUCGAGACCAGGCGUAUACUUGAGGAUCAUGCCAUCCCAACACCCACAUCAAUGAUCGUUGUUCAGGAUCCCACCAUGUCGUUGCGAACUUUGGCUUCGUUCAAGAAAACCUAUGAGCACGUAUCACCGUCGCCGGUAUUUCUUGGGUGUCCCACUCUAGUGCCGGUCAUGUCUCUAGAGGGUGGACUGCAUUUUGACCUUCCAGGCUAUCGAGAGUCGGAUCUGUGGGAUCAUCAACGGUUUUUCGAUCUCAUCAUGGGGGAACUUCCACGACUGAGGGACGAUGAGCAGGGUUAUGGACCAAGAGGAAAGGGGUUCAUCGCGCAUGUGGACAUUCCAGACGACGUCGAAAAUGCAUGGACGAGGCUGCGUGACGUGUUGGAGUCCACCCGAUGA
Molecule: messenger RNA, 813 nt
Organism: Exophiala viscosa
Lineage: Eukaryota; Fungi; Ascomycota; Eurotiomycetes; Chaetothyriales; Herpotrichiellaceae
Exons: 1
Coding region: 1-813 (270 amino acids)
Cellular component (GO): plasma membrane
Source: RefSeq, a predicted model, not a curated record